AUGUCUACGGUCUCCAUUACCCCAGAGACUGUUAGAGAAUGGGCAGAGUCAAUGGCAAAAGCCGGGGCAAUCAUGGACGAUUGGCUGGAUGGGGACGACGGUGACGAGAUGAUUGGAGGAACCAGAUCUAUAGCGGACGAUAUCAAUGAGGUAUUUACCGCUCUGCUUCGACAUGAUCCGACUGCGUUGGACGAAUAUAACCCUUGGGCGUCGGCGGCAGACAACGAGCAAGAUCAAGACCAAGACGACGACAAUGAUGAAGGAGAAGAAGGAGAAAAUGAGACUUAUACUCCUGUGUACAACCCUGAGGGGCCUGACAACUUGAAUCAAGCGUCCAAACGUCUCCAGGAAGUCGUCUCGGCCAUACGUCGAUCAAAGCUGGACGACUCCUUACCCGAAGUAUCCACCAUCACUCCAGAAACGUUUGUGCAGCUGGUACAAAAUGCAGUUUUCCCCGGCUCUUACGAUCCGACUGAUGAAGCGGAUCCAGAGGAUGAGGAGCAAUCACCACCAGAUUUGAGUCACUACUCGGAAGAGGAUGAUUCAGACGCGGAGUCGUGCGGUUCUGUCCUAGUGACACCAAUAAGUUCGGUACAGGAGGUUCCUUGGGAGAUUCCCCGUGUUGCAACGUUCCACGAGAAUUCGAAUUCCAGGUUCUACAUCACCUCCUGGCCUCCGACAUCCCUUUCCAAAGCCAUUUCAUCACCUCAUGUCCCGUUCCAAUCUUCCUGGAUUGACAGCGAUGGCGAAACGGACGACGACGAGGGGUUAGACUAUAGCGACUUGGAGUGA
Tremella mesenterica DSM 1558 is the source of this 792-nucleotide messenger RNA. RefSeq lists its product as uncharacterized. The coding region runs from base 1 to 792 and encodes 263 amino acids. Lineage: Eukaryota; Fungi; Basidiomycota; Tremellomycetes; Tremellales; Tremellaceae. The transcript is spliced from 3 exons. The record is from RefSeq and is a predicted model, not a curated record.